UUAAAAUCUCAGCAAGCUUGAGUAACUUAAGAUAUUAUGCAUACAACUAAGAAGAUACAACACAGGUCUAAAUCCAGACUGCUUUACACCAAUUUCUGUUUCAACCUUUAGUUCUCCAACAUUCAAGAUGGCUCGUACUAUUUACUUUUGCUGGAUUCUCCAAUAUACCUGCUGCCUCCUUGUGUAUUCACAUCUGGUGAUUGAAGAAAAAGACCCAGAAACUCCACAAAACAAGAUUAUUUCUGGUCUCCAACCUGAGCAGGAAUCGAAGUAUACUGGCAUCUCCAUUGUAGAACUGCCAAAUAGCAGAAAAAUAAAUUUCAGAAGAGAUGAUAGAAGAAUGAGCCCCAGUCCACCUAAAAAAAACAAUGGGAUUGCAACACCUCAUAAGGUGAAGAAGCUAAAACCAGAGAACGGUCAUUGUGUGCAGCUCUGGGGAAUGUGUCUUCCACCAUCUCCACCAUGUUGCAAUCCUUGUGCCUUCUGCCACUGCCGAUUUUUCAAUACUGUCUGCUACUGCCGGAAGCUGAAUGCCAAGUGUCUGGACAGAACGUAAGCAGCUGCACUCAUGAUGAAGGACAGCAUAUAAAAAUUAAAAAUAAAUACUAUAUACGUCUUCUUGUUGGUUAUUGUCAAAUCAAAUUAUGGGUAAGGGUAAAGAUAGAUUCCAACUGAUUGAGAAUUAUUUACAAAUCAACAAUAAAAAUACAGAACAUUG
Molecule: messenger RNA, 718 nt
Organism: Rhincodon typus (whale shark)
Lineage: Eukaryota; Metazoa; Chordata; Chondrichthyes; Orectolobiformes; Rhincodontidae
Gene: asip1
Product: agouti signaling protein 1
Exons: 5
Coding region: 128-556 (142 amino acids)
Biological process (GO): hormone-mediated signaling pathway; positive regulation of melanin biosynthetic process; melanosome organization
Cellular component (GO): extracellular region
Molecular function (GO): neuropeptide hormone activity; melanocortin receptor binding
Source: RefSeq, a predicted model, not a curated record